Messenger RNA from Nylanderia fulva, 2793 nucleotides. It is a transcript of the gene meng, whose product is annotated as serine/threonine-protein kinase meng-po. The record is from RefSeq and is a predicted model, not a curated record. Gene Ontology annotation, biological process: protein phosphorylation. Lineage: Eukaryota; Metazoa; Arthropoda; Insecta; Hymenoptera; Formicidae. Gene Ontology annotation, molecular function: protein serine/threonine kinase activity; ATP binding.
GAUACGCGCACCACGGAAAAUGCGACCAGGCACCAUCGCGUCGAUAUCGCUUGUCACUCAAGUAUCUAUUUCUGUGCUUGUCUCUCAAAUGACACCUGCUCCGAAAGUGAAAUUGUCAGUGGAUUAACAUAAAUUCUCGCUGACUUCUUCAUUCAGCGUUUGUGAUAUUUGUGCGACCAUCUGAUGUACGCGUGUGCUGCGAAAACGUGUCGUGAUAUAAAAAUGUAGAAGAGAACACGUUAAUUAAAAUUUAAUCGAACAAAAGAAAGUGAUUUAAUACACGCAUUUUUAUUGACAUUAAUCGCAGUGUGCACAUUCUUUCCGAACGUCAAACGGAUUUUACUACGUGAUGAAGCUGCACGAAAAGAAAGAGUCGGGUAUCCAUAGGGUGCAGGAGGUACCUCUCGAAGAAUUAGAUCUUUCGAAAGAAUACAAUGUGGAAAAAACUCUGGGCGAAGGUAGUUUUGCGAAGGUUUUAUUGGCGAUACACAGAGCCACUCAAACAAGGGUAGUUCUAAAAGCAGUUCAUCAAGAACUCACAUCGGAGAAGGACUUUUUCCGGGAAUUCCAUUAUUCGUACCACCUGAGCCCACAUCCAAAUAUACUUUCUUCGUACGCCGUCGCUUUCAAAGCGGAGAAAUGUUUCGUUUUCGCGCAAGAAUACGCGCUCUACGGCGACCUCGCCGGCAAUGUGAAAGCUGGAGGACUUAACGAAGACGCGUGUAAAAGGAUCGCCGGGCAGCUUGCUUCGGCUCUCGAUUUUAUUCACUCAAAGCAGCUGGCCCAUCGUGACAUAAAAUUGGAAAACGUGCUAGUAUUCGCGCAGGAUAUGAGCAAGAUCAAGUUGUGCGAUUUCGGUUGCACGAGACGCGAAGGCACUCUGGUGAACAAGAUCCGUUGCACCUGGGUGCCAUUUCAACCGCCCGAGAUCCACGAGGUCAUCAAGAAUGAGAGGUACGCCUGUAAAAGAAGCUCGGACUGUUGGCAGUUCGGCAUCGUUCUCUUUGUUUGUCUGACCGGCAAUCCGCCAUGGCAAAGCGCCGACCUAAUCCAAGAUCCGGACUACUCUGCUUUCCAACGAUGGUUAAAGCGACGCACCACCAAGAUUCCGCCUACUUUCCGGCGAUUCACACCUAGGCUACUCCGAUACUUCAGACGAGCAUUCGAGCAUAAACCGGAGAAGAGGCCGCACGUGACUGAGAUCAACAAGUAUUUAAAAGAUACGUGGUGCAUCAGCAAGAUCAGUCAUAGCGCGACAUCGACGUCGGUAGAUGUGAGCGAGAGUCUCGCCAGGCGGGGCGACAGUCUGCUCUACCUGGACACUAUUUUGGAUGACAGAAACAAUGUGGACGAGAACAAAAACAAGCUGAGGAAAUUACUAAAUAGUUACGGCCUGGAGACUACGGUAGAUCAAAAAGUCGUCACCAAAAGGAUAUGGGAGUGGGUGAUGCAGUGUGAUUCCAACAUAGAGGACAUAGAGCCGGGUCUCAUCAGCGGCUUCAGCACGGAGGAUAUGUGAGAGAUGGUGAGAACCUGCAGCGAGCCGUGCCUUCGGAUCGCCCAGGAGGAGCCGAGUAAGUUCCGAAUGGGCAGCUUUCAUGUAUCGUACAGACGUGCCAAAUAAUCAGCCGUAUAAACGAGAGACAUUUUUCGAAGAGCUCGUGCGAAAUGUAUUCCACGAAAGAGCGGAACACGGCCUUGUUCCAGCGACGGCCUGUUCCAGGGUUGAAAUGCUAUACAUAGGCGGACCAAUUAUCGAUAAACUUCCUCUAUUAUUUUAAAAUGGAGAUUACAGAAAAAAUUCGAAAAACGAUGAUGACUUUUGUAAAUAGUGAAAUAAUAAUGGCAUAUUGAAAACGACAGCUAAUCCUAAAAGUAAAAAUGCAACGUAAAUGUUUGAAAAACAUCAUAAUGAUGUGUGUCUAAAAGACAUUUCUAAUCUCUGAAGCAUUCUCUCGACGUUUAGAUAUCCUUUGUAUUUUUAUGCUGUUUUGAAAUUUCAAGAAUAAAAUAAGAUAUCCGUCUUUUGAGACAUAAGAUAGCAGUUGAGUGUAAAUGUGAUAUGUAUGUAUCUAAGUAUAGAGAAAGAAUCCGCUUCUUGACCGAAGAACAGUGUCAAGCUGGAGAUUAGCUUGGUGUACUAACUAUAGAGACAAUAAUGCCGGUGCAUAAUGAUUUUUGCGUUAAUCAGUUGUUCUGGUAAACAGAUGGUCUUAGCGAUGCCUUAUGUGCGACUUAUUGUUAGACGCGAGGUUGGAGACAGCCACUUAGAAUAUAUUUUGCAUAUAAUUCAAAAAAUCUCUAUUUCUGUUCACAUAUAACGGUAUAAACUCGAUCGUUAAACAAAGAUAAAAAAUGUAAGACUGUAUAAUCCAGGGAUUCCCAAAUUGGAGAUCGUAACUCCAAAUGUAGCAUAGAUUACAUUUUCGAAAACAAUCCAUUUAAUAAGAUUCGGCACAAUCAAAUGUGAAAAAUUAAAGUUUCGAUUUACAUAGUGAGAGGAAAAUACUAAUGUUUCAUUAUUAUAAUCUGAAUAAAUAUGAAUCUCUAACUUUCAAAAUAACGAAGUAAAAUUUCUGUUGCAACAUUUAAUUUAUAAUUCUCUUCUCUAAAAAAUAAGAAAAAGAAUUUUCGGUUAUGCCAAAAAAUUUAACAAUCUGGCAUAGCCGAAAAAUGCAAUAGAGAUUAUAAUGCGAAAUGGAUGGUUAUCGGAAGUACCGUUAACGACAAGAUGUAAAUUAUACAAAUGUAAAUAUAUUUAUAUAAAUAUAUAUACAUUAUUUAUAUUCGCUA